This is a messenger RNA of Mytilinidion resinicola, 913 nucleotides long. RefSeq lists its product as uncharacterized. The record is from RefSeq and is a predicted model, not a curated record. The transcript is spliced from 4 exons. Lineage: Eukaryota; Fungi; Ascomycota; Dothideomycetes; Mytilinidiales; Mytilinidiaceae. The coding region runs from base 194 to 778 and encodes 194 amino acids.
UGGCACGAUCUGGUGGGGAGCUGACCUCUCUGCCUGGGCAGCACGUUGGGCUCAGGGCUGCGGAUUGCUGGUCAGCAAUCACGUCGCCUGCAGCUGCUCAGCCGCAUCUUCAGCUGUUGCGUGCCCAGGUGCUGCCGCUCUUUCCCGGACAGCCGCCCUUCACGGCGGGCGGUUUCGUAUAAGAGGCCCUGUGAUGCCCGAUGGCUGCUAUCCGCCCGCAUCCAACCAUCACCCCUCCCCCGCUUACCCCUACCUGAAGACCUCUACAGUAAGCCGACCGCGCUCUUCCCUCAACCUCGCGCAAGCAGCCACCUAUCCCUCGAAAUCAACUCUCGAACCUCUACCAUGUCUGGACAAGACUACUACGGCCAAGGCUACAACCAGCCGCCCCCACAGCAGGGCUAUGGAGCUCCUCCGCAAGGCCAGUACGGCCAGCCGUCUCCAGGCUAUGGCGGCCAGGACCCGUACGCCCAAGGAGGCAGUCCAUACCUCCCUCAGCAGGGCCAAUACCCCCCUCCCGGCCAUUCUCCCUACCAGUCGCCGCCGCCUGGCCAGCAGGGCGCCUACGCUCCGCCCUACGACCAACAUCAAGUCGCUCCCUAUGGGCAGCAAGGCUACGAACAGCACAAUGAUCCGAGCCGCGGCCAGUCCCCAUAUCCUCCCCAGCAGCACGGAUACGGCGAUCCCGCUGCCCCCGGUGGCUAUGACCCAGCACAUCAGCAACAGGGCCAGUACGGAGCCCCUGGAGCCCCUGGCGCCGAAGGCGAACGUGGUCUAGGGUCGACUCUUAUUGGCGGCGCUGGCGGAGCUUUCCUUGGGAAUAAGCUAGGAGGUGGCCCUCUCGGCACGAUUGGAGGUCUUGUAGCGGGCGCCAUCGGUGCGAACGUGUUGAAUAGCAAAAGUGACAAGUAAA